AGAUUCCCGUUGAGCAGAGAAGCCGACACGGGACUCGAUUCCAGGACCCUGGGAUCAUGACCCAAGCCGAAGGCUGACACUCAACCAACUGAGCCACCCAGUCGCCCCUGUUUCAUGAUAUCUCAAUUGAAAUCACAUAAUGCAGAAGCCAUGGAGUUGAGCUGCAGCGAAGUACCUCUUUACGGGCAGAUGACCAUCUAUGCAAAGUUUGGCAAAAAUGUUUAUCUUCCUAAAGAUGCCGAAUUUUACUUUAUUUACAAUGGAUCUCAUCAGAGACACAUCAUGAUUGCCGAACGCGCUGAGGAUAAUGUUCUCCAAUCCAGCAUUCCAGGCCAUGGGCUUCAGGAGACGGUGAUGGUAUCUGUGUGCCUCUGCUCAGAAGGUUACUCCCCGGUGACCAUGGGCUCCGGCUCAGUGACCUACGUGGACAACAUGGCUUGCCGGCUGGCUCGUUUGCUGGUCACUCAAGCUGAUCGCCUCACCAGUGAUAGUCAUCAGACCUUGCUGACUCCAUUUGCCCUAACGGUGGGAGCCCUGCCUGCAUUGGACGAGGAGCUCGUGCUGGCUCUGACCCAUCUGGAGUUGCCUCUUGAGUGGACUGUCUUGGGAAAUUCUUCACUUGAAGUUUCUUUAUGCAGAGAGUCUCUUCUACACCUGGCUAUGAGAUGGGGCUUACCUAAGCUCUCUCAUUUCCUGUUGUGCCUCCCUGGGGGAGUUCAGGCUUUGUCUUUAUGCAACAAAGAAGGUGCCACACCAUUAGAUUUAGCUUUACGAGCCGGACACUCCAAGCUGGUUGAAGACAUCACACAUUUCCAGGGCAGACAUUCUCCAGGCUUCUCCCGAGUGCAGCUCAGCGAACAAGCUUUCCUCAAGUAUAUUCACUCAUCAGAGACACUGACCCUAACGCUGAACCACACAGCCGAGCAUUUGUUGGAGGCAGAUAUUAAACUCUUCAGGAAAUACUUUUGGGACAGAGCCUUUCUCCUCAAGGUUCUUGAAGAUCAAGAAGCCAGGCCAGAGGAAAGACAAGACAUGCCAUCCAGUGCUGCAGAAACUGAAGAAGAGAUUAAGAAUUUGGCGACCAGCCGAUCAUCACCUGAGAAGGAGGAUGUAAAGUGUGUGGAAAACCUGGUGGUUCAACCGAAUGACCAUGAAGACCAGGACAGUCUAGAUUCGGAUCACUCUUUUGAUGUCUUCAAAAAAUCCAAGCAUCCCCCAACAUUCUUUGCUGCAGGCCGACUCUCUGGUGUGCUGAAUGGAGGUGAUGAAGUUUAUGCUAACUGUAUGGUGAUAGAUCAGGUUGGUGAUUUGGAUAUUAACUACAUUAAUAUAGAAGGAAUCACUACAAACGCCUGCCCUGAAUCCAUGGGUUCUACUCUGGGACCUCAGAACUGCAAGCAUAUCAUUGCUGCUGAAACCAGCCAUGGAAAGUACCCACUAAGUGAGAACAAGGAAGUGACCUCAAAUACUGAAGCUCAGCAGUCCUUCCCGUCACCAUCUAGUUCAUAUGCUUCCAAUUUUAAUCUUUCCUUUGGUCAUCAUGGAUUUGAAAAGGAACAAAGUCAUCUGAAGAAAAGAAGUUCUAGCCUCGAUGCCCUGGAUGCCGACAGUGAAGGGGAAGGGCAUUCUGAGCGGUCACACAUUUGCUACACUCCAGUGUCUCAGAGUUCCUCAAGAACUGGGAUUCCUAGUGGGGAUGAACUGGACUCUUUUGAGACCACCACUGAACCAGAUUUUAGUAUCUCCAGGACAGAGUCCCUUUCUUUAUCAAGUAACCUGCAGUUGAAGGAAUCCUUGUUUUCUGGAGUCCGCUCACGUUCUUACUCCUGCUCAUCACCCAAAAUUUCUUUAGGAAAAGCUCGGUUGGUGCGUGAUUUUACAGUGUGCAAUUCUAGUGAAGAGCAAAGAGCUUACAGCUUACCGGAACCACCAAGAGAAAAAAGAAUUCAGGAAGAAGAAUGGGAUAAAUACAUUAUACCUGCCAAGUCAGAGUCUGAAAAAUACAAAGUGAGCCGAACUUUCAGCUUCCUCAUGAAUAGGAUGACAAGCCCUCGGAAUAAAUCUAAGACAAAAAGCAAGGAUGUCAAAGACAAAGAGAAACUGAGCCGCCAUCAGUUUGUCCCUGGAACAUUCUCUGGGGUUCUACAGUGUUCGGUUUGUGAUAAAACGCUCCUGGGGAAGGAGUCAUUCCAGUGUUCCAACUGUAAUGCAAACGUCCACAAGGGUUGUAAGGACGCCGCCCCUCCGUGUACCAAGAAAUUCCAAGAGAAAUACAACAAGAACAAACCGCAGACCAUCCUUGGAAACUCUUCAUUGCGAGACAUCCCACAACCUGGUCCCUGGUUGCACCCUUCUUCCUCCAUGCCUAUUGGAUUGCCCACCGGGAGAAAAGAAGCUUCCACACAGGCCCAUCCUUUGUCUAGAAGUGUUCCGGGCACUGCCUUGGAAAGAAGGUCGGGGCCAACCCUGGAGUGUGAGAGUGACGGGAACACCUGGAGAAGCAGGUCUCAUUCCGAUGAGCUGCUACAGUCCAUGGGCUCUUCUCCCUCCACGGAGUCCUUCUUAGUGGAAGAUGUCGUGGAUUCUUCUCUGUGGAGUGACCUCAGCAGUGACGCCCAGGAGUUGGAAGCAGAAUCUUGGAGUCUGGUGGUGGAUCCCUCAUUUUGCAGUAAGCAGGAGAAAGAUGUCAUCAAAAGACAAGAUGUCAUUUUCGAGCUGAUGCAAACAGAGAUGCAUCAUAUCCAGACCCUGCUCAUCAUGUCUGAGAUCUUCAGGAAAGGCAUGAAGGAGGAGCUGCAGCUUGAUCACAGCACCGUGGAUAAAAUCUUCCCCUGCUUAGAUGAGUUACUUGAAAUCCAUAGGCAUUUCUUUUAUAGUAUGAAGGAGCGAAGGCAGGAGUCCUGUGCUGGUGAUGACAGGAAUUUCAUCAUCAACCGAAUUGGAGAUAUUCUAGUGCAGCAGUUUUCAGAAGAAAAUGCAAAUCAAAUGAAGAAAAUAUAUGGAGAAUUCUGCAGCCAUCACAAAGAAGCUGUUAGCCUCUUUAAAGAACUCCAGCAAAAUAAAAAGUUUCAGAAUUUUAUUAAGCUUCGAAAUAGUAAUCUUCUGGCUCGACGCCGAGGAAUUCCAGAAUGCAUUCUGCUAGUCACUCAGCGCAUCACAAAAUACCCUGUCCUGGUGGAAAGGAUUUUGCAGUACACAAAGGAAAGAAGUGAAGAACAUAAAGACUUGUGCAAAGCCCUGUGCUUAAUUAAAGACAUGAUUGCAGCAGUGGAUUUAAAAGUCAGCGAGUAUGAGAAAAAUCAAAAAUGGCUUGAGAUCCUAAAUAAGAUCGAAAACAAAACCUACACAAAGCUCAAAAAUGGCCAUGUGUUUAGGAAGCAAGCACUGAUAAGUAAAGAAAGGACUCUCUUACAUGAUGGCCUUGUUUACUGGAAAACUGCUACGGGUCGAUUCAAAGAUAUCCUGGCUCUACUUCUAACUGACGUGCUGCUCUUUUUACAAGAAAAAGAUCAGAAAUAUAUCUUUGCUGCUGUUGAUCAGAAGCCAUCAGUUAUUUCCCUUCAGAAGCUUAUUGCUAGAGAAGUUGCUAAUGAGGAAAGAGGCAUGUUUCUAAUCAGUGCUUCAUCUGCUGGUCCUGAGAUGUAUGAAAUUCAUACCAACUCCAAGGAGGAACGAAAUAACUGGAUGAGACGAAUCCAACAGGCAGUAGAAAGUUGCCCAGAAGAAGAAGGGGGAAGGACAAGCGAAUCUGAUGAAGAGAGGCGGAAAGCUGAAGCAAGAGUGGCCAAAAUUCAGCAAUGUCAAGAAAUACUCAGUAACCAAGACCAACAAAUUUGCACAUAUUUGGAGGAGAAGCUGCAUAUCUAUGCUGAACUUGGAGAAUUGAGUGGAUUUGAGGAUGUGCAUCUAGAGCCCCACCUCCUCAUUAAACCUGACCCAGGAGAGCCUCCCCAGGCAGCCUCAUUACUAGCAGCAGCACUGAAAGAAGCUGAGAGCCUCCAAGUUGCAGUGAAGGCCUCACAAAUGGGCGAUGCCUGUCAGUCAUCCGGGGAAGGUUCUGGAGAAUCUGCCUUGAUGGAUAUGCACAGGGCCCCCGAAGAGCCAGGAUCGUCUCCAGCUUCACUAGUCACAGAAGGGACAGGAGGAAGAGGCUGUUGGGAUGUGGACCCUGGCACCCAGGGUGUGGGAACCGGCUUGGCGGUCUCUGAUGCAGGGGAGAAGGUGGAAUACAGAAGCUUCCCGGUUUCUUCACAGUCAGAGAUUAUACAAGCAAUACAGAAUUUAACCCAGCUCCUCUAUAGCCUUCAGGCCGCCUUGACCAUCCAGGAUAGCCACAUCCGGGUCCACAGGCUGCUUCUCCCGCAGCAGGAGAGACUCUCCGCCGGCGCGUCCUUCCGAGGGAGCCCCUUCCAGGACCAGGAGAAGUUCCGCAACCUGGAGAAGCAGCGGGAGGGGCUGGCCGACAUCCACAAGCUGCAAUACCAGUUGCAGCAGGACCAGCGGCGCUGGCUCCGCCAGUGCGACCAGCAGCAGCGGGAACAGGAGGCCAGGGCCGGCCGGCUGCAGGAGCGGGAGGCCGAGUGCCAGUCACAGGAGGGGCUGCUGCUCAGGAACCGCGGGGAGCUGGACCAGCAGCUCCAGGAGUACCAGCAGAACCUGGAGCGGCUGAGGGAGGGCCAGCGCCUGGUGGAGAGGGAAAGGGAGAGGAUGCGGGGCCAGCAGAGCCUGCUGUGUGGUUGGAAACACGGUCGGCAGAGUAGCCUUCCCGCAGCGUUUGCUCCAAGAAGCACAGAGGUAAUGGAACUUAAUCGAUCUGAGAGUUUGUGUCAUGAAAACUCAUUCUUCGUUAAUGAAGCUUUAGUACAAAUGUCGCUUAACUCUUACAACAAUUCGACUCUAUCAGGUGUCCAGGAUGCCACUUAUCCCCAGAAUAUAGCUAAUUCUGAUUUGGUAAGGACUAGUGAAAAUCAAGUAGAGCUCCAGUUGGACGUUUGUCAGCCCUUGGAUGUCAACCAUGAACUGUGGACAGCCGCUGGGUCCUGUCAUCAGAUACCCCCUCUCCACCCAAGCAGCAAGGAUUCUUGUAAAAAUGAGUCCAUUGGCCAGCUUUGAGAAUCUAUGGUUCACGAAAAUUCCAGAAAAUGUGUUUCAUGAAGGGCUUAAUUCAAUGACUGAAUCAACCCUGACCCAGAAAAGCCACUAGGGCUGAAACCUGUUUGGCAAUACCAUUUUUGGCCAGAAUGACCAAGACCAGAUACAUUCCUGAGAUAAAAGUAGGUGAUAGGGUGUUCUCCUGAUAAUCAAAAGUGAGAAGAUAAAGGAUCCACCUUCUCCCAUCUCCUAAACCCAGUUUCAGCAAACGUAGACUAAAAAUGUAUUUUCCAAUGUAAUGAACUUGACAUGAAUUUAUCAGCACUUCAUUUUUAAGUGAGGGAUUUUCAUGCAUGGAGACACGAACAAAUGAAGGCACAAAGGAAUGCACUGAGUUAAUAUACAGUGGAGAUGGCUGACUGGCAUGGUGGUUAAGAUAGAAGGGUUGUAAAUUAUGCCUCGGUUCAUAUUCCAGCUCUGUCAUUUAUUGCCUAUGCAAUUUUAAGCACGUAUUUAAGAUUACUUGGUGUGUUUGCUUCCUUGUGUAUAAAACUAGACUUUUGAUAGUAUCCGCUUCAGAGGUGGUAAGAGGAUUACAUAAGACAAAGCAUAAAAUAGCUGGAACUUUGGAGGUACUCCAUAGACAGAGUUAUCACUUGUUACUAUACCUUGCGUUAAGAAAGCUAUAAAUCAUGAGGAAGUGCAUUUGAAGACUUGAGCCCCUGGACUGCUUCCAGGCAAUGGCUCUGGUGGCCUGAAAGACUUACAUCUCAUUUGGGUUUUACCUAAGAAGGCCCGUCUCAAAACAUGUUCCACAAGUCUACUGGCUGUCACUAGGUGUUACAUGAUGGACAGGUCUCAUAAUAACAAUAUUGGGAAAUGCUGCUUUUGCAAUUACCCACCUUUUUCAAAAACUUUUAUUGUGCUCAUGUGUACCCAAAAGUGGCUCUUCCCAAAUCCUGGUAUUUAACCACAGCAUCCUCCUGUCCAGACCAGCAUCUUGCAGGGGCUACUGUUCCUUGAAAUAUAGUGGAGCGAACACUUGAUGUAAGUGGAUGUUGAAAUAAAUUCGUUGCCUAUGGCACACCCUUCAAAUACAUUUUUUCUCCCUUGGGAAUGGUUGAAAUCCAAGUGACAUAUCCCAACAUGAUUCACCAUAUGGGUUGUCUUUUGAAAACCAAAUCCAACGUGAAUUUAAGAUAGAGUUUGUUUACCCCCCAGGUCAGCACUUGGGCCUGUGGAUAAGGGUUUGUGUCCAGUCUUCUUAGAGAUUUUCUGGGUUCGCUUCCUUGGGCCUUUUCCAAGGUGCCAUGCGCUGAGAGGGUUCCUCCCUGAAGAAGAACAGGAGGUUAUGUGAUUGGGCCUGGGGGCCAGGUCUGGCCUUUAACUUCUUAGCUGCCUUUCCUUCUCCUCCAUCCUGUCUCCAGACACCGCCACCCCCUUUGUACGUCUACAUCCUCUGUCAGGAAUAUCUUCUCUCCUACCCUUUUCUUCCAUCUUGGUUAACUCUUACUCCUGGUUCGAGACUGAGCUCCAGGGUCACUUAAUUCUAGAUGUCUUUCCAAACCUUCUUUGUCUGGGUUAGGAAUCUCUCUUGUGUAAUCCUAUGUGUCCAGUAUACCCUUU
Molecule: messenger RNA, 6717 nt
Organism: Zalophus californianus (California sea lion)
Lineage: Eukaryota; Metazoa; Chordata; Mammalia; Carnivora; Otariidae
Gene: ARHGEF28
Product: Rho guanine nucleotide exchange factor 28
Exons: 36
Coding region: 115-5112 (1665 amino acids)
Biological process (GO): cell morphogenesis; regulation of Rho protein signal transduction
Molecular function (GO): guanyl-nucleotide exchange factor activity
Source: RefSeq, a predicted model, not a curated record